Molecule: messenger RNA, 312 nt
Organism: Tinamus guttatus (white-throated tinamou)
Lineage: Eukaryota; Metazoa; Chordata; Aves; Tinamiformes; Tinamidae
Source: RefSeq, a predicted model, not a curated record
AGGAUGUGGAGAAAAUGAACAAGAAGAUGGAAGAAGUGAAGGAGGCCAAAGUCCGUGUGGUCUCAGAGGAGUUUCUUCAAGAUGUGAAAACCUCCAGCAGGGGCUUUCAGGAGCUUCUCUCCCUCCAUGCGCUUUCACCUUGGGGUGCAGAAGUGAAAAUGGAGCACCAGGAGGUGUCCGUAGAUGGGAAGUGCAGCAAGCCAUCAAAUAUGAAGAGUGCUGGGAAAGUCAAGGAGGAGCAAGGUCCUAGCAAGUCUGAAAAGAAAAUGAAGCUAACGGUUAAGGGUGGAGCAGCAGUAGAUCCUGAUUCAG